This is a messenger RNA of Brachypodium distachyon (stiff brome), 1731 nucleotides long. Its product is annotated as yrdC domain-containing protein, mitochondrial. Bases 387 to 1208 code for a protein of 273 amino acids. Gene Ontology annotation, biological process: regulation of translational fidelity. Gene Ontology annotation, molecular function: nucleotidyltransferase activity; double-stranded RNA binding; tRNA binding. Gene Ontology annotation, cellular component: cytoplasm. The record is from RefSeq and is a predicted model, not a curated record. Lineage: Eukaryota; Viridiplantae; Streptophyta; Magnoliopsida; Poales; Poaceae. The transcript has 5 exons.
GUUUUCUUCCUCGACCUCCUCCCUCUGCCUCAAUCGCCGCCUCCUCCACUGAUUCCUCUCCGCGCCGCCUCUCCUAAUUUCUUCCCGCGCCGCCGUCGUCUGGGGGCGCUGCCGCCCGGGGUUUCCUCGUCCGGCCCUUCUCCUCCCGUCCUCCGCCGCUGUCCGUUCCUCCGGCGCUGGCCGCCGGCCGCUUCUUCUCCUCCCUUCCGGCUGCAGCUUCGGUAUUCCCCAAACACUGGGCUGCAAGCACGGUUUGCGUCGUGGAUGCCUGCACGCUUGCUGCUGUAUCUCCCCUGCGGGGCAGGCUGCGGGCAUCAGUGAAACCAAACACCCCCUAAAGCUCUGCUUCUCCUGUUCCGCCGUUCGUUUCCUGCGCGGCGGCGGCGAUGAAGGCGUGCGCUAGAGCGGCGGGGGAGAGGCUCCCGCUGGUUCGUCCCUCGGCCAGGCAACCGCUGGCUCAUAGCUUUGUUAAGGUCGGUACAUUAGCAUCUCAACACGAGACAAAGUGUGUAGUGUCCUGCUCAAUUGGGGUGUCAGAAAACAGGGCACACAGAAUAGAAUUAAGGGCAGAACACAUUCUCCCAGCAACGGAAGAUCAUGUCGUGAAAGCAAUCGACGCAAUCAACAGGGGGCAAGUGAUCGCGGUGCCCACUGAUACAAUAUACGGGUUUGCUUGUGAUGCAUGUUCUGCAGAAGCAGUAAACCGGAUAUAUGAGAUCAAAGGGCGCAUACAUACACGUCCUCUGGCAAUCUGUGUUUCUGAUGUCCCAGACAUAUCACGGUUUGCUGUAGUGGAUCACUUGCCCCAUGGGUUGCUUCAUAGUCUACUUCCUGGUCCAGUCACUGUUGUUUUAAAACGAGGUGAAAAUAGUAUACUUGAGAGAUCACUUAAUCCUGGUCUGGACAGCAUUGGUGUUCGUGUACCAAAUUUGGAUUUCAUACGGUCCAUUGCUCGUGGUGCUGGAAGUGCACUCGCACUUACAAGUGCCAACUUAAGUGGCCGGCCUAGUAGUGUCAACGUCAAAGAUUUUGGAGAUCUAUGGCCGAAUUGUUCAUAUGUCUUUGAUGGCGGAAUACUUCCUUCUGGACGUGCUGGUUCAACAAUUGUUGACCUAAUAACACCAGGAGUCUACAAGAUAUUGAGAGAUGGGAGCUCAAGGGAUGAAACGACGGCUGUGCUAGGCCAGUUUGGCUUUGUUGAAGUUUAAUGACAGCUCGGUGCCUUCAGAGAGUUCCCUUGCUAUUCAUCACAUUCCCCCCUGUUUAAUUAGAGUGUAGCACAGUAUAGGAUGUCCUUUGUGAUUUAUUCUUCCCUCUUUGAACUUUUUGGUUGAAGCAUCAGUUUCUUGUAACAAUGUCCACGUGUAACUCAUGUGGUGUGAGCUAACUCACGAUGGCUUGCCACUAUUGGAGCUGUUAGCAUUUUGUGUUGGUCACAUCUGAGAAGGUAAGACAGAGGGAGGCAGAGGGUGGGGGUAACUGGCAGUGCAGGGAGCAGGGGCGACGACGGGUGCGCAGGGGGAAGAAUGGCCAACUUCAGUAUAAAACCAACAAAGAAACAUGGGACCAAUAAAAAUCUGGGCUGGGCAAAAGGGAGGAUAAAGUCGAAGAGAGGUCUCAAACUCACUAUAGCCCUUAAAAGUGAUGCCAGUAUUUAUUUGAUGUUAGUAGGUAUUGAUAUUUUUCUGUAAACUUUUGGUUGAAUCUGAAAAGUUUGACUUACGGUAAAAU